This is a messenger RNA of Durusdinium trenchii, 549 nucleotides long. Lineage: Eukaryota; Dinophyceae; Suessiales; Symbiodiniaceae. The record is from the annotation of a GenBank genome assembly.
AUGUUGUCGAAGGCAGACCUGGAGCUGUUAAUUCGGGCCAAACAGGUUCGAUGCGUGGAGUGGUUGGCCUUGGAAGCGGUCGUCAGCUCAGUAUUGUUGACGGGUGCUAGGCGAGUCUACCAGAAAGACGUGGUCCAGAAGCUUAUCGCUAACCGGGCGCCGUUCCGUGCAACCUCAGACCCCAUGUUCUCCAACCUGCCUGCCUUCCGCCGGCAAUUUGAGUUUGCCUGUGAGAUCUUAGACAACAUCAACGACUGGGCAUUCAUCCUAGAGCACCGCGCCUUGCUACAGGCUAACACAGACUUCCACAAGCUGGGUGAAUCUCAAACCGGAGUCUUUUCGUACACCGUUUUUCUGUGGGCCACGCCCGUGGCUAUAACCUUGGACUUGGAUGUGGAUUCCCAAAGCGCUUUUGAGUGCAGCGAUUGGUUGCGGGCAAAUGUCCUCCUGGAUGUUCUGAAGCCACAGGAUAAAACGUUCCUCGAAGAGGGGCGGCCCAAGCUCCGGAUGUCUGACAUGCCCGAGUUGCAACUGGACAUAGUUUUGUAA